This is a messenger RNA of Clonostachys rhizophaga, 1041 nucleotides long. The record is from the annotation of a GenBank genome assembly. NCBI's taxonomy places the organism in Eukaryota, Fungi, Ascomycota, Sordariomycetes, Hypocreales, Bionectriaceae.
AUGCCUCGUCCAUCCAAGAAGCAGCAGGCUGAGAAUAGAGCUCCAGUCCCUGUUCCCGCGCAACCUCAACAGCACAUGAUCCCCCAGGUCCCCCAGCCCCAGGGCAUUCCUCUGCAGAUGCAGCAGCCACUCCCUCACCAGGGACAGCUUGCUGUUGGUGCGCCGCCUCCCCAGGUGCACGGCCGUGUCGUCGACAAUGAGAGCUUCCUGCGAGUUCGUGACUCUGCCGUUGGUCGUCUGACUACCAUCUUGGAGCUGCUGCGCUCGUUCACCUCAGACUACAUUCGCCAGACCAACCUGCUCCUUGGCGAGCCCACUGCUGAGGGCGCCCAGGGCGAUAUCCUGGCUACUUUUGAGAAUGCCACCUCCCAGCUCAUUCCUCUCGUUCAGGGCGAGCUCGGCGCACCCAUUGAGGAGAAGAAGGAGCGCAAGAAGCGAACUCAUGACCCCAAUGCCCCUAAGCGCCCCUUGACCCCUUACUUCCUCUACAUGCAACAUGCCCGCUCCAUCAUUGCCAACGAUCUCGGCCCUGAGGCACCAAAGGGAGCUGUCCAGGAAGAAGGUCAGCGACGAUGGGCCCAGAUGGGUCCCCAGGAGAAGCAGGGAUGGAACAACGCCUACCAGUACAACCUUCGCCUCUACAAUGCCAGAGUCCACUCCUACAAGCACGGCAACCCUCUGGCCAAGGGCAUGGAUGAUACUGAGGCCUUGAAGUACGCUGAUGAGAACCACAUCCCUCUCCCUGAGCUCAAGGAGGCUCAGGCUCAGCCCGAUGCUGGACCCAAUGACCAGGACGCCAUUGCCGAGCAGCUCCAGCAGGUCGCCGCCGCCCCUGCUGUCGAGGAAGAGCUCGAUUCCAAGACCCCCAAGAAGGGCGGUGCUCGUAAGCGCAAGACCGGCGAGCCCAUUCUUGCUCCCGAUGCCACCCCUAUCGCCACUCCUGCCAGCCCCGACAAGAAGCGCAGAAGAACUUCUGGCAAGGUCGCCGAAAUCCAAGAAGAACCCAAGAAGUCAGGACGCAAGAAGACUAAGAGCUCUUAG